Molecule: messenger RNA, 2655 nt
Organism: Fragaria vesca subsp. vesca
Lineage: Eukaryota; Viridiplantae; Streptophyta; Magnoliopsida; Rosales; Rosaceae
Product: histidine kinase CKI1-like
Exons: 6
Coding region: 1-2655 (884 amino acids)
Biological process (GO): phosphorelay signal transduction system; phosphorylation
Cellular component (GO): nucleus
Molecular function (GO): phosphorelay sensor kinase activity
Source: RefSeq, a predicted model, not a curated record
AUGGAUGUUUACGGAGACUCCGGCGGCGGCAAGGCUGGUGAAAGGUUGAUGGCUGGGUUGGAUCCUAUUCCUACGGACGCCUUAGGUCUUCGGCCCAUAGUGUGGGUUGCAAGUGUGAUGGUACUUUCUAGUUUAUUGAUAGGAAUCAUCAAACGUAUCGAGCAUAAUGUCUAUGAUUUGGCUCCCAGGGAGAGAGAGUUAAUGAACCUUGUUCACAGUCAUUGCAGUUCGUCACUAAUCCUCGUCUUCCUUAUGAUUGCAACAAUGGCUGUCUUCAUCUUCAGUUACUCUUUCAUAAUGCUAACUGUUGCGAAACGGGAAAUGCAUCGUUACGCCACACUCAUAGAACAAAGGGAGAAAACUGAGCAGGCUGAGAGAAAGAGCAUGAGGAAAAGCGACGCAUUUGCUAAAGCAAGCCAUGACAUUCGCGCCGCGCUUGCUGGAAUUAUUAGUUGGAUCAACUUCUGUAAAGAAGAUAUUCAUGAUGCUCUUGAUCUUCAUGCCACAGAUGGUAGAAGCACCCGUCAUUCUGAAAUAGAGACGGUCUUGACAAAAAUAGAUUCUAACUUAAAAAGACUGGAUGUUCAUGCAGAAGAUCUUUUAGGUAUAUUGAACUCAGUUCUUGAUAAAAGCAAAAUUGAAGCAGGUAAGAUGGUACUUGAAAAUGAAGAAUUUGAUAUGGCUCAACUCCUUGAAGAGGUAGUGGAUUUGUUUCUUCCAACAGCAUCAAUGAAGGGAUUAGAUGUGGUAUUGGAUCCUUGUGAUGGAUCUGUUACGAAGUUUGCGCGUGUGAGAGGUGACAGGGGAAGGCUUAAGCAGAUACUAAACAACUUGCUAAGCAAUGCUGUUAAGUUUACUUCAGAAGGGCAAAUCACAGUUCGCGCUUGGGUUCGAAAACCAAGUUUCAAGAAGUCAAGAAGUGCUUCUCAUGAGCAGACUAGUAGCUUCUCAAAACAGCUCUUGUGCUUCUUUAAUUAUAAGAGCAGGAACAAAGAUGACAAGGAAGCAAUGGAUGGUUCUGAAAGGGAUCCAAAUUCUUUGGAAUUUGUUUUUGAGGUGGAUGAUACUGGUAGAGGAAUUCUCAAGGAGAGGCAAAAAUCUGUGUUCGAGGACUAUGUCCAAGUCAAAGAAAAAGCACUUGGAGAAGGUGGUACAGGCUUAGGACUUGGAAUUGUUCAAUCUCUGGUUCGUUUGAUGCAUGGAGAAAUAGGAAUUGUGGACAAGGAGAUUGGAGAAAACGGGACAUGCUUCAGGUUUAAUGUACUGCUAAGUACUAUUAAGGAUCCUACUAUUAAUGCCUGUGAGGAUUCCAUAAAAGCAGAAGCAGACAUUGAAAUGGGAGUUAGUGAUAAUCAAACACCAAUUGCAAGCCCCAAGGUGAACACUCGUGCUACCACCGCAAGUCCUAAGCUGGAGGGAUCCCAUGUUGUACUGCUGAUUAACAAUGCAGAGCGGAGGAGAGUUACACAGAAGUUCAUGGAGAAACUUGGGAUAAAAGUAUCGGUAGCAGAACGAUGGGAGCAACUUGCUCGUACUCUCCAGAAGAUAAAAAACAGGAAGGGACAUUCUCCACACAAUUCCAUAUCAGGAAUAUCUGACUUGGGUCUGCAGGAUUGCUUGAUCAAAUCUGCCUCAUGCAACGCCAAUUUCAGCUUCAAUAGAGCAAAGGAAGUGUCUCUGAUGAGUUCCAUGGAUGGAUCAACAGACAACAACAUACUGCCUCUCUUUCAUAAGAAGAGUAGCAGUAGUAAUCUUCGUGGAGCAUCUGAUCGCUUCGUGAUGCUACUUAUUGAUACUACAGCUGGACCACUCCCGGAACUAUACAAGAUUGUGAAUGAUUUCAAAAGAGGCCUCCAAAAUGGUUCGUACUGCAAGGUUGUUUGGUUAUCAAGUCCAUUUUCUCACAGCAAUUUAAGCAUCAACAGGGAUAUGUUGGAUAGCGACGAUGUUAUCAAACACAAGCCUCUGCACGGUACAUGUCUCUAUGAAGUUGUAAGGCUUCUACCAGAGUGUGGGGGUGCAUUGCCAAAAAGAUCAUCAGGUCAGGUUGCAUCAAAACUAGUUUCAACAGCUCCUAGUUCAUCAAGAAAUCCGUACAUUCAUACAGAUGAUGACAACUCCUCUGACCAAAUAGUACAAGAGAGUAAUUCACCAACUCCUCAACGCUAUCAGUCUCCUAAUAAUGUUGGCUCAAUAUCAGCAAGUGUAUCAGCCCCAACAGACCGUGACAUCAAACCUUUGACAGGGAAGAAAAUUUUGGUUGCAGAGGACAAAGCACAGUUACGAAUGGUGGCUAUGCGGGCUUUGUCACAAUUGGGUGCAACUGUGAAGCUUUGUGAAAAUGGAAGAGAAGCUUUGGAUGUAAUUCGCAAUGAUCUACUCAAUCAAAGGAAACAUGUUUAUGACUAUAUACUCAUGGACUGCCAGAUGCCAGAAAUGGAUGGUUGCGAAGCGACCAGGGAAAUAAGGAAAGAGGAGAAACUGUACAAUGUUCGCAUUCCAAUCAUUGCAUUAACAGCUCAUGAAAAAGGAGGAGAGGAAACAAGAAGGAUGAUGGAGGCUGGUAUGGACGAACAUUUAGAGAAAACCGCCAUAACGACUAGUCUAGUGGAAACACUUGCAAGGAUUGAUCAUAGUACUAAAGCAAAUAGAUGA